AUGACGGGCCUGCUGGCGCCCCUCACGCCCUCCAACAUGAUCUCACCCACAGCCCUCGCCUCUCUCACUUCGUCCUCCAUGCUGGCCUCGCUAGGGGCGCAGCAGGCGUUGGCCAAGGCCUCCACUACCACCACCACUACCAGUUGCAGCAGUAGCAGCAACAACAACAGUAGUAGCAGCUCCAGCAAAAACCGCAAUGGCAGCAAAGGCAUUAUCAUCAGCGGCAGCAACAGCAGCAGCAGCAGCAGCGCCCUCAGCAGCAGCCCGUCUAGUCAGCACGCCCUGCCGCUGCUGUACACCCUGAAGAGCGGUCUGCUGAGCCCCGAGGCGGCCAAGGAGGUGUACGAGCAGCUCAAGAUGCACCCCCACCUGGCCUCCCUGUCAGGCCUCGACACCCUGCACGGCCUCUCCUCCCUCGGGGCCUCGGCGGGCCUGCACACCCUGGCCGGCUUGCACUCCCUCUCCUCCCCCCACUCCUUCCCCGCGCUCUUCCCCUUCCUGGCCCAUGAGGGCGGCGUGGCGGCCCUCGGCGCCAAGGACUCCCACGAGGCGCGGGGCGGCCACAGCCCCCGGGAGGGCAGCCCCGAGGACCAGGGGGCGCUGAACCUGAGCAGCACCGCCAACUCCAGCGGGGACUCCCCCAAGCCCGCGGGGGGAGAGGAGAGAACCACCCCAGACUCCAGCACCCCUGCCGGCUACAACCCCCACGCCUGA
Scylla paramamosain (green mud crab) is the source of this 714-nucleotide messenger RNA. RefSeq lists its product as uncharacterized. Lineage: Eukaryota; Metazoa; Arthropoda; Malacostraca; Decapoda; Portunidae. The record is from RefSeq and is a predicted model, not a curated record. The transcript is spliced from 2 exons. Bases 1 to 714 code for a protein of 237 amino acids.